CCAUUGCCAGGCAACCUUCCAGACAGUCGGAACCAUCGCCACUUGGCAAGCAGCAACAUCACGCGGCGUAAACACAGCAGCAACCGCAUAUACUGUACAAUACUCUAUUGGACCGACGCUGCGACAGAUAUACCCAUUCCAGUAGUUACCGCCAGUAUUCAAUUUUCACAACUCCAAUCGGAAAAAGAUUCCGCUCGUAGGCCUCACUGACGUCGCCCACGAAAGUCAUGUCAACGCACAUCGCAUCGGUGGCCGCCCCGCAAGCCCUCAAUGAGAAGGCCGCGGAAGUAACGUUGUCUGUCGAGGAAGUUCACUUGCUCAAAAAGGAACUCCUCGCCCGCCGCCUCCGCAUCGAAAUCUCCGACAUCCUCUCCGACCCACUCACCAUCGCCGUCCUUCUCGACUCCCCCGACACCGACACACGCUUCCCCCUCCUCGCCCCGCUCUUCCGCACCCUCCUCUUAACAUUCCCUCCUCUCGCAGCCGCAGACGGCGGCGCUGAAGGCGCGUGGCGUACGAUUGGCACAUUCCUGGGUAUCAUACUUUCCCGUGUCGACUCCGGCGGCACAAAAGCGCAUAUGGCGAAACGGGAUAUGAUUGCGAAUACGUUGUUGGAUACAUUGGCGGCGAUGUUGGGUAAAGCGGUUAGGACCGAUGUGGAGGAGGCCGAAAAGCUAGACGUUCCCGUCGAAGAGGGUUCAGCUCCCAAAACCAAAAGCCGCACGUCUCUCACAACCGACACCCAAGAACCCUCCGCAAGCGACCCGCACUUCACGUCCAUCCACGCCACCACCCUCACCCCCACAACCACAAAACACCUCUUCCGCACCUCCGAAUCCUUUACCCUCACCCUCACCUCCACCCUCAACAAGACCCGCACCCGCACCGCCCACCGCGACUACGCCUCAUUCAAACACCUCCACAAGGAACUCAUCCGUCGCCCCAACAUCUCGGUACCCGCCCUACCCACACCUCCUACCCCACCUUACUCACGAGUCACCCCGGAAACAUGGGACCAGUUGAAACAAAAAUACACGGAAUACUUGAAUGCGGCUGCAAAAGUACCCACAUCCAUCCUCCGUGACUUCCUCAACCAAUCCGACCCCCUCCCCCUCCCUCCCACAACCCACACCCAAACAGAACAACGUGCCAACGAGAUCCUCUCCGCCCUCUCCCACCUCCAAACCCUCCUCCUCGCCCCCCGUGGUCUCCCCACCCUCCUCACCACAAUCUCCACAGCGCAAGAAACAACCGACCUACCCCCUCACAUCCGCACCACCAUAACCUGGUGGAAACUCUGCGCCUCGGCAUCAAUCUACCGCACCUUCGUCGCGCACGAUCGCGCGGAUGAGCAUUUUAGACGACUGAGGCAUUUUCAUAAAGGCGCGCCGUAUAGGAGUUGGGCGGCGGUGUUGAGGGGGACGAAUGCGGUUGCUGUUGUCAAAGCCGUCGGGAAUGUGGUGCUGGUGAGGCCGUUCGGAGGGUGGUGUAUACUUCAGAGCGUGAUAAUAUCAAACAUAGACGACGAACUGGCCAUCGCUCAGAAGGAACUCACAUACGUCAAAUCAUUCCUCGACCCUGAUACCAUCGCGCGGGGAACGCAUGUCGUCGAUAACGCUCCCCAGGGUGGUUACUCCGAAGACCAAACACCGCAAGUCCUAGGUCCCCACGCCUCCCUCCCGCCGACGCACCCGCACCGACUAGCAGUUGAAAAACUGUUGGAGUUGUUGUGGAGCAUGAGACGAUACUACCAGCUCCGAGCAGUGGUAGCAGAUGAAGCGACGGUGGAGUUUGCGCGCUGUGUCCUAAACAUACUGUAUGGGCCGCUGAGUGGGGUUUACAAGGCAUCGGACCCGGCGAGCAUUGUACGAGACGCAGCGAAGUUCAUAGACGACUUAAUAUUGACGUUGGAUGAGAUGCGGUCACAACAACCCGCUCCUCCGGCACAACCUGUAUUUUCCACCCCCACAUCGUCAACGGCUCCUCCCCCACCAUCGGCCACGGAGGAAGGGUCUUCAAGUCCGACCACGAACGACGCACCGCACCCGCAAACACUCCCCCUCCAAACCCUCCUCGCGCGUCACGAACACCGGCUGUUCACACAUGUCCGGAAUAUCGCGCAGGGGAUGCAUCUGGCGCCUGUUACCAUCGACGUUGCAAAGUCACAAAGUGCGACUCCGCGCACCAAAGGACCCAAAAGGGACGUGACGUUUUCCGACUGGUUCGAAGUCCUUGCUGGGUUUUUCACGGGACGGGUUGGCGGGGUUGUGAAGUUCGCCGACAUCUUCACUUCAGCCUCCACCACUCCCUCCUCUGAGAAAGUGGAUAUGAAAGCGCUAAAAGAGGAUUUGGAGAAAUUGAAGCAACGUAAACGACGGAGGGAGGAGAAGAGGUCGCGGAAGGUUCGUGAGCGGGUCCGUGGGGAUGUUUCCUCAACGACGAAGACGACAAAGACCGAUAAGAGUGCUUUGGCGGAUGUUUUCGGCGAUGAUGAUGAUGAGGAGGAGGAGGAGGAUGAGGGGGAGGAGGUGGCAUCAUUCGGUGUGCGGGAUGUGUGGCGGACUGAAGCGGGGGUGGAUCCCACUGGUUUAGUAGGAGACGAACCGAGACGGGUGGAGCCGGUGGGACAGGCGGGGAUGUUGCAGAUCCCUGGAGAAGGUACGACCGACGGCCCGAAACGCGUCCGCAGCAUCGCGAGUUUCGAGUCCCUUGGCGGGAGCGAGACCUCCCUUUCCGAUGAUCCCCAACCGACCAAACCGAACGAGGUCGAUAUCACACCCAGCCAAGUGAUCGGUGCGGGUCCUGUCCCGCAGAUCGGUGUGGAUGAUACCGACCCGGAUGUCGCGGGUGUCGAAGAAAAGAUUCGCGGAUUAUUUUGGGAUGUCCAGUCCCCAUCUUCCGGUCCUUUAUCACCACCACCACAACAACAAGCGAUGGGAAUCACACCCCAAGGGUUGGAACACGGGGCAGAGGGACGAAAACGCACGACCGUCUGGAAAGACCCCGUCGCGACACGCGCCAUCCCGUGGUUGUUGGAUGGGUGGAUGAGGGUGUUGAGGCCUUGGUUGGGGAGUGUGGAGGGGGUCUGGGCUUAGGAUAGAGGAGAGCGGUUGUGUUGACGGGGUUGGAAUGUUUCGUUAGCAUAGUGUCCUUGUUGUAGUUGGUGUAUCCCAUUUGGCCCCGCUGUUUCCAUUUUGUAUGUUUCUAGACUGGAUCGUUACCGCUUUCCGUCGUGCUCUUUACAUUCUUUGGUUUGACGGCGUGUUUUUUUUUCUUCAUGGGCUUUCCAUCCAGAAUGCUUCCUUAUUUUCUGUCCCUUGAGCGCCGCUUCGAACUUUGACCUUCGGAAAGCGCUUU
Messenger RNA from Fimicolochytrium jonesii, 3357 nucleotides. RefSeq lists its product as uncharacterized. Gene Ontology annotation, molecular function: phosphatidylinositol binding. NCBI's taxonomy places the organism in Eukaryota, Fungi, Chytridiomycota, Chytridiomycetes, Spizellomycetales, Powellomycetaceae. Bases 228 to 3095 code for a protein of 955 amino acids. The transcript has 5 exons. The record is from RefSeq and is a predicted model, not a curated record.